CCGUCCGAGGAGUGCCACCGGCCGCUCGCUAGCUCACCGCGCUGCCGAGGCCGCGUCGUCCUCCACCGCUAAUCAGCCAGUGAGUGCGAGUCUUCGUCCUCUCACCAUUCAUCGUGAGCCCACUCCCACCAAUACAGUUCCAUUUCACAAAGCCGCAACCUUUUUAGUUUAUGAUAAGUAUGAUGCAUGGAUCAUAUCGUUCACCAUGCAUGCGUGCUGUAGCUGUCUGUGAUCCAAGAUUCCUGUUGGAGAAGCUUUAGAUUCCGAGUUUCAAUCAGGAAACUUGAGAAUAUAGCUGAGGGAGGGGUGAAUCACACAAUGAACGUGCAGCCGGCGAUGCUGACGGCUCUCCAGCGUCUCGUCGACAAGUGCCACUCUGUGUUUGAUGGCUCCAACGUCCCGCCGACGGACGACGUCGUCUCCAUCAUCCGCGGCAUGAUUGACAAGAUUGGACCAGAUGAUGUUGCGCUAACGGACGACGUCCGCUUCUCCGACGAGAUGAAUGCCGAUGGCAGCCAGAACCCUCCGAUCAUCACCUACAAAACCAUAUACGAAUGCGGCAACUUCACUCGUAAUCCAUAUCUAUAUAUCUACCAGCACAAAAUUUAGAAACGGAGACAUUGCAUUGACGAUGUGACAAUGUCACAAAGGUAACUUGCAAUGGUUGUAAACUAGGGAUACAAUGCAACCAUUCUGAGCUUCUGGCAUCAUCGAUCUGUUAGAAAAAAAGAUGAUAUAAAUCUAUGUAGCAUGUACCUUUCCCCUGUUACGUGAAGGCACUGGACAUGUCUUUUGAAAUU
Molecule: messenger RNA, 800 nt
Organism: Setaria italica (foxtail millet)
Lineage: Eukaryota; Viridiplantae; Streptophyta; Magnoliopsida; Poales; Poaceae
Product: plant cysteine oxidase 1-like
Exons: 3
Coding region: 319-609 (96 amino acids)
Source: RefSeq, a predicted model, not a curated record